AUGACACAAUCUACCUCCCCCUCAUACCUCGUCCGCCCGGCAACUCAGUCAGACGUCAACGGUAUCGUCGCCGUCGGCCGCAAAGUCUGGCUCGAGACCUUCUCCCACACUACUUCCCCUGAGAACAUGCUCGUCCACCUCGACGCAAGCUAUACCGCCGAGCUCAUCUCCAAAGAAAUCUCCCAUCCAGACCGCCUGUACCUCGUCGCCCACGCCGCAGACGGCUCGGCUGGGGUCGCCGGCUUCGCGGUGAUAGCGCGGGGAACCUCUUCGUCCGAGCCAUCAGUAGCGGACUGGCCGAAUCCGGUGGAACUGCAAAGGAUCUACGUUGAUAAGGCGCACCAUGGUGCCGGGCUGGCAAGGCAGCUGGCGGAGGAGGUGUACGGUGCAGCCAGAAAGGAGGGGUAUAAAAGUAUAUGGCUGGGCGUGCUCCCAGAGAACACGCGGGCGGUGAAGUUCUAUGAGAAGUGCGGGUUCAAGAAGGUCGGAAGCCACUCGUUUUGGGUAGGAGGGCAGGAGGAUAUAGACGAUAUUAUGGCUAGAUUGCUGUAG
Dioszegia hungarica is the source of this 552-nucleotide messenger RNA. RefSeq names its product acyl-CoA N-acyltransferase. Lineage: Eukaryota; Fungi; Basidiomycota; Tremellomycetes; Tremellales; Bulleribasidiaceae. Bases 1 to 552 code for a protein of 183 amino acids. The transcript has a single exon. Gene Ontology annotation, molecular function: acyltransferase activity, transferring groups other than amino-acyl groups. The record is from RefSeq and is a predicted model, not a curated record.